CUAGUACCGCUUAGGUGAGCUCGGAAGGGAUGCGGGGAAGCUGAGUGAAGUUGCCUUCCUGGAGAUAUUUCGUGUGUUCUUAAACCACAAACUUCCCGUUUGUAGGGCGGACGUAUAGCUUUAGGUGCGUAAGUGCUAGCGUAUUUUUACGAAUGACUCACUCAAUAUUCCUUACGGUUAAGUGCUUUUGAAAAAUGAACUUUGGCAUUCUAAACGUGCUGGUGAUAAACGAUACGUUUUUGGGCAUCGCCGAUGUGCGAGGAAAUCCAGUGUGGGUAGACCGCCAUUGAUUCCCAGAGAUGUAAACAGAGCGUAAGAGAAUUACAAGCUUGAUGUGCCCCAACGAAGUAUUUUGGUUUCUACUACUCUUUUGCCAUUUUCGGUCCGUAUGGAAUGUGGAUUAUUAUGAGUCAGUGCAGUGGACACCACAGAACCCCAAGUUCCAAUUCUCAAAAGAGGAUAUUCAAGAUGGUAAAGCCUAUUAUAGACUCUCUGUAUUAAUGACUUCAAAAAUGAUUGUCAUUUGUCCAAACCCCUCCACUUAUUUGGAAAAUGAGCAGCAUGCUAUCCCUAAUGAACAACGUUACGAGGUUGUAUGGUACGUGGAUAAACAGAGUUUUCAUGAUUGCAAAGUUGGAAAACCCGAGGGAAAACUCAAUGCUGUUUGGUUGCCCUGUGACACGCCAGACGUGCUAAAGUUUGUUACCCUGGUAUUUCAGAGGUUCAGUCCCGAUUCCUUGGAGUUUCAACCUGGCUCAGAACAUUAUUUUAUUUCAACAAGUAAUGGCAGGCAAGAUUCGUUAAACAGUACGUCAGGUGGUCACUGUGAUGACAUAACAAAUGGUAUUUCGAUGAAGAUGAUGAUUUACGUUUGUACCAAUGAAACAGAUCCUGCAUGUAAUGAGAAAACAGAGCCUCCUACUACAGCGAUAACAGAAAGCACUACAAAAAAAGGCCCAGCAACACAAGCUGUAAGAAAGUCAGCUUCAUCAGAUAUUUGGCAUCUUCUUACUAUCAUCCUUGGAGUCAGCAUUGCAGUUUCUCUUAUGAUUCACAGUGUGUGCCUUGUUGUGGUUUGCCGCAAGAGAACUAAAAACAAAGCAAGUGAAAAAGCCAUGCCUCGUCCAGAAACAGAUGAGAAUGGUGUUGAGAACGUACAAGUAAACAACAUAAACUCAAACAGAGUCUAGGCUCUAUCAAGAGCCUCUGUGAAAAGGCAUUAAACUCAGAGAACUAUGCAACAUAUAUGGAGAAAAGCAAGUUAAUUUAAGGGCUACAGUCUUCAAUAUUUUUUAAUAAUGCUUUGUAAUGCACUGUUCCAUAAGAUAUCCAUGAUACCUAACUCUAGGGAAGGCCUUUGGAAACUCUCAGCAAGAAGGACGAUUAAAAAGUCAAUUAGUGUUUAAAGGAAAUACUUUCAAAGUUAAACUGGGAUUAUUUCUAGAGGUAGAAAGGGUUCAAAACCAAGAAAUGUUUUGUCAGAGGGGAAUGGACAUUUUCUGGAUAUUGGUGCUACAUGUAAUUGAACAUAAAAUGAGAAGAAAGGUGAAAAAUCAUCUAGGAAGCUUCUCCAAAAAGUAAUUAAUUUGAUGUAUAACCUUAGAAAAGCUUUGACUACCGCUCACCAUCAGGAAAGAAAAUUUUGUUUUCUUGUUUGUGUCAUAAAUUUGGAGCUUAAUUGAAACUGAAGAAUAAAUAGUGGGAUUUUCAUCACCAUCACAGAUGAUAUAUGUAGUUCCUUUAAAAUAAAAAUCAACAUUGAAAUAUUCAAGAAGUAUUUAUUGCUAUUAUUUUAUCAAUCUGGUGGUGCCACUGGAGUUGUUUAGUUUCAUGAAUGAUCCAGUUCAGGGCCGGGUUGUUCAAAGCACAGUUAAGCUAACCCAGGAUUAGCCAGAAUUUUGAUUUCAGUUUUGAAACUUUUCAGGGAGGUUUUCUGUUCAUAUUGUUUGUCCUUUAGUUUUAAGUGUGAAUAAUGCCAAACCACACAAAACAUGGGCAGUGAAAAACAUUUUUAUUCCAGAAAAAAGGAAUACUUUGGUUAACUUAAAUUGUGGAUUACCAUUAACUGGCUUUUGAGCAACUCAGCCCAGUAUCAGAAGUUUAAAUAGAUCUGUGUAUACAUGUGUUUGCAAGCCGUUUAGACUUGGCAAUGUUUGUUUGGUUAUCUUUUAUCUGAUUGGUUCCAUUUGGCAUAAUGGACCAUUUAAAAUGAAAGAAAUGUGUGUGUUUGGUGAACCUGUUUGAGAGGAUUUAAUCUGGUUGUAUGACCCUUAACAUAUCCUGAACCUGUACCUUCAAAAUUAAUCAAGUAUCAGCCUCAAUCAUAAUAUUUUAUGCACAGAUUGAAGACAAGAAAAAAAAAUGUUUGUCUCCCUCUAGAGAAAAUGCCAACAGAGUUGCAGCUGUUUUGUAGAAUGAUUUAUUGUAUAAAUAUGUUAGCUUACAAUGAACGUUUAGCAGUGAAAGACAGUCUGCAGAGACUGACUUGAUGAUUCAAACCACAAGCAUGUCAAGCAACUGUCAUGUCAUUUUGGGAUUUUUAAUGACUUUUUAAAUAAACUUUAACAGUACGUAUUUUGAAAGUUAUAUAAAAUAACUUAAUGGCAAAAAAAUGGAAAUUUCUGUUGCUGACUUGAAUGGUGGUGAUUCAAGUAAGCGUAAUUUAAUUGCCAUUGAUACUGAAAACUUUAAAAUUCUCAAAACCACUCCAACAGUAGAAUGUAGUCUUGUGGAGCCACCCUUAGGGAACAUAAAGGCUCUUCAUGCACAAGCUCCAGGUGUAAAGGAACCACUGUUCAUAUUAUUUGUAGAACUAUAAGAAUUGAUUUAGCAUCACAUUUCUGCACAGAAACAGCUGUUCAGAUUAUAUUAUGUCCAACAUGUCAUUUUGAAAGCAGUUUUGAGCAUAUUUUUUUUUUGAGUUAUUGUAAGUUUUUAUUUUUAACAGUGGGGCAGUAAUUGUUGUAGACUCGCUUUCCUGGAAACAGUGAUCAAUGAAUUAAUAACCGCUUUUAAUUUGCUCAGUGAUGCUGUUGGUGUUUCACAUUGGGGAUGAGUAGUUGAAGGCAUGCAAAUAAUAAGGCGUUUAAAGCUACUACUGACAAUAUAGUGUUAGCUUUUGUUGAGUACUCCUUAAGCUUCCUUACAAGCUUUGUUAAAAAAAGUAAUUUUUUAGCAAAAUGUUAUAAAAAUAGCUAAAAGGCAAGAAGUUAUCUUAUAGAUAAUAAAUCCUAGAUCAGCUGAUUUUCAGUGUUGACAAGCAAAUGUAAUGCAUUUUAGGCUCAUGAGCCUGUUAGUUAAUGAUGGUGAAUCAUGUUAAACUUUGCAAUACAGCAAUAAAAUGUUAAAUGCCUGAA
This is a messenger RNA of Orbicella faveolata, 3356 nucleotides long. RefSeq lists its product as uncharacterized. The record is from RefSeq and is a predicted model, not a curated record. Gene Ontology annotation, molecular function: ephrin receptor binding. Lineage: Eukaryota; Metazoa; Cnidaria; Anthozoa; Scleractinia; Merulinidae. Gene Ontology annotation, cellular component: plasma membrane. Gene Ontology annotation, biological process: ephrin receptor signaling pathway; axon guidance.